CGCAUGGAGACUACAGCCUAAAAAUGGCGGCCUCCGCGAGGAAGGCCGCGAUGGCGGUGCGUUCGAGUUUGGGCCGGCACGUUGCUUUUGUCCGAAGAGUUCCCUGGACCGCGGCCGCCAGUCAGUUGAGAGAACACUUUGGUCAGUUUGGUCAUAUACGGAAGUGCUCCCUACCUUUCGAUAGAGAGACUGGCUUUCACAGAGGUAUGGGCUGGAUUCAAUUUUCUACAGAAGAAGAACUUCAUAAUGCACUACAGCAGGAAAAUCAUAUUAUUGAUGGAGUAAAGCUCCAUGUUCAAGUUCGAAGACCAAAACAAGGGGCUCAAACAACCGAUGAAGAGAAAGAUUUUUAAGACUGCCACUGUAUAUUAAAUAAAGUAAACAAAA
Molecule: messenger RNA, 387 nt
Organism: Suncus etruscus (white-toothed pygmy shrew)
Lineage: Eukaryota; Metazoa; Chordata; Mammalia; Eulipotyphla; Soricidae
Gene: SLIRP
Product: SRA stem-loop interacting RNA binding protein
Exons: 5
Coding region: 24-353 (109 amino acids)
Biological process (GO): spermatogenesis; positive regulation of mRNA splicing, via spliceosome
Molecular function (GO): poly(U) RNA binding; poly(G) binding; mRNA 3'-UTR binding
Source: RefSeq, a predicted model, not a curated record